Molecule: messenger RNA, 666 nt
Organism: Symbiodinium sp. CCMP2456
Lineage: Eukaryota; Dinophyceae; Suessiales; Symbiodiniaceae
Source: the annotation of a GenBank genome assembly
AUGCAAACGCGUCGAGGCGAUCCCAGCACAGAGCGAAAGAACCAACCGGUGCAGACAGCCAUCAACGCAGAAGCGCUGGACAGGCUGGUCGCAAGGGCGAACAACAGUGAGGCAUUCAGCGAGACGACCUUCAGCGAGGAGGGAAACCAAAGUGUAGUUCUCGAUCACGUUCAUAACGUGAAGGACUGGUUCAACAGUCGACCGCCCGAGGUCCAAGUCCUCAUGAAAGCGGUGUGUAUUUCUUUGGCUACUGCUGCGAGCUUGGGCCUUCUGUGCCUGUGGUGCGGCAUUUUGAGAUUUCACUCGCCAAGCAAGUACAUCUCCUGGAAGUCUCUUGCAGAGAUGGAGGCUGGGGGAGGAUGCCUCUCGAUCCCCCUGAACAUGUUCUUGACCCUGGCGAGUGUACCAGCUAGCAUCAUGCACCUCAAUGCCGAGACACGCCGCUCAAUGGGCGCCAUUCUGGUCUUCUUUGCCAUCUUAUUCGCCAUCAUGUGGAAAGGGGAUUUGAUCCAGCCGGUCAUCAAGGAGCUGGCAUCUUACCUCUAUGUCUUUGCGCUGGUAGGCGCCGUGUGCGUCGUUGUCCUGAUCGACCUCUGGCGCCGCGCGCACGCGACCUUCACGGGUACUUUCGCAGGCCUCCGGAGGCGACCGGGCCGGUCAGAUUGA